AGUUCUCAGAAGUCGUGGAUCGGUUAGUCUACUAGAGUGUGUCCCCAGUAUGCCUUUGACUUUCCUGCAAGGCAAGGCAUAUCACAUUAAGGAGGUAACGAAGGGCACCUAUUUCUAUCCCAAGGCUCCUGACGGUACUGGGGAAGUGGCUCUGACAUCUCGGCCACUAAAGGACGGCGAAAUAGCAGAAUGGAUUCUCCUUGACGGUACGCCAGCUACUUGCGCGAACGUCGCCUUACACAAUCUUUUCCCUGGGCAGAUCGAUCUUGUCGUAUCUGGUCCUAAUCUAGGAAGGAAUUCUUCCUCCGCAUUUGCACUCUCUUCGGGUACCAUUGGCGCCGCACUGUCUGCAUCACUGUCCCAAACACGAUCAAUUGCCCUAUCGUACGGAACCGUUCUGCACCCGACGCCAGUCACCUUUUUCGAGCCUGCCCACAUACUGGGCAUCCGAAUUAUCAAUCAUCUUUGGGAUAAUUGGGGGGAAGAUAAGGGGGGUCUCAGAAAGGAUGAGGUGGAUCUCUACAACAUCAACAUUCCGCUUAUACAACAGCUUUUGACGGAGGAAGGCUUGAAGAUUUGCUGGACGACGAUGUGGAGAAAAUCUUAUGGCAAGCUUUUCAAGCAACUAGAAGUCUUUGAUCUGGAGGAGGAUACGAAUCCUGCUGCUGGCCCAGAUGCGCCAGCUAUAAGCGAGGCCGCCGGAGCUGAUCGAUCAAGCGGUUUACUAUUCAAAUGGUCACCGGAGAUGGAUGGUUUGAUUCGACCUUCAGAGUCGUCUCUACCUGUGGGAUCUGAUGGAUGGGCAAUACACAAGGGCUGGGUCAGUGUUACUCCAUUGUGCGCUAGUUUUGCAGAGCCUCCGCACCCAGAAGUGCAAGACAUAGAAGAAAAGGUUUGGAAGAUGAAGUUGUAGAUACAUGCUGUGUAAAGUCUAUGUUACGCAUCAAUACCAAGUUUUUCGCUACAAGGACAUAAGAAUCCCAACAAAUAUCAGUAGAUAGGUCAGUCCCAGUGUCAGUGAGUCGCGUGGAAUAGGCGAUGGAGUGGCUGCAGACACCUGGCCGUUCAAUAUCUGCUUGCGGUAAACCUUCAACGAAUUGAUGCUCCAUGAAGCGUUGACAAAGUUGGAUGGGUCUUGUAGACGGUCCGAGCAUGAGCCUGGACAGCCCGACGUGGCAUACGAAUUGCCAGCCCAGUCACCUAUCGAUUGUCAUUACGAAAAUCGACAGACCCUGAUAGAUUGACUUACCACAAAAUGUAAUGUCUAUUUGAAGGAUG
This is a messenger RNA of Desarmillaria tabescens, 1278 nucleotides long. RefSeq names its product survival protein sure-like phosphatase/nucleotidase. The record is from RefSeq and is a predicted model, not a curated record. Gene Ontology annotation, cellular component: P-body. The coding region runs from base 50 to 913 and encodes 287 amino acids. NCBI's taxonomy places the organism in Eukaryota, Fungi, Basidiomycota, Agaricomycetes, Agaricales, Physalacriaceae. The transcript has 7 exons. Gene Ontology annotation, molecular function: hydrolase activity.